GAAGCGGAAAUGGUGGCGAUUUGGAGUAGGAGUCUUAGGGGGCUCAGUUAGCCCGGGUUUAAAGCAAACUCUCAGACCCCGGGAGAGGAGAAGGCGAGACGAGGAAUGGGCCUCGGCACAGGGCCAUAACGAGUGCAUAGAGGUUCGCAGGGUGGGAAGGCCAAGUGGAGAGCGGACCUGCUGCCAGCGCGCGCUCCUCCGCCUGCAAGAUGAGCUCCAAAGGCAAGAAACGCGUGGUGCUGCCCACGCGCCCCGCGCCGCCCACGGUGGAGCAGAUCCUGGAGGACGUGCGAGGGGCGCCCCCCAACGAUCCUGUUUUCACCGCCCUGGCCCCAGAAGAACCCCCAGAUCUAUCUCCAAGGGCCGAGGACCCUGAGGCCUGGCUCGAGCAACUCUAUCAACAAAGCCGGGCCUAUGUGGCCAUGAAUGAGAGGCUGCGGCAGGCGGGGGACACACUGAGGCAGAAGUUCAAGGACCUUCGGCAGGCUGAUAAGAGGCUAGAACAGGAUGUUAGCCAGGUGACCUCAGCCACCUCCUAGAGACGAGGCUACACCUGAGGACGGCCGUCCAGCUCCAGGCACCUUGGCAGCCUUUGUUCCCUCUUCCAUCCUUGAUGGCCUCCAAGUUGGGGUGGGACUUACGGUCAUGGCCACCUCUUCAUUCAUGGGGGCAUCAGCCUGGAUGGCGUCCAGGACUUGGCAGAGGUUGGGGCUCAGAACCAACCUGCCCCACAGUGGCCAGCCCUCUGCUCCUACUUCCGCCUCAUGUUGGCCUGGGCAGCGAGGGUCUCCAUCCCCAGCAUCUGCAGCAGGCCAGAACCUGUAUGUCCAGCCUCACCGUGGUUGACUGCCUCCUUCUGGCUCGGGUCCUGCAGGGUCCUGCUGUCUUGCCUGCUCUCUGGUCUCAUCUCCCUGGGGUGGAGGGAACUCGGCUAGGGGGUUUUCACUCUGGGGAGUCCAGGAGUACGGGAGGAGCCCAGAGGCGGGGUGACAGUGCAUGGAUCCCUGCGGGGGCCUGUGUCCUGCAGGCUCUGCUGGACACCCACAGGACGUGGUGGACGUUACCCUCUGGACUGGGGCUUCAGUUGACCUUGCUGACCUACUGCUCUGGAGUGAGCAGGCUUUGUUUUUGGAAAAUCAGAGAAAAUUCUGGGUCUCACCCCCCCCCCCCCCCCCGUGAGCUGGACCCUGGAUCACUAGGGCCCAAGUCCACUCCAGCCCCUUUGCGCCUUAGGCGCUGGCCACCCCACACGCUUCCUCACGUCCCAAGAUGACUGGGACUGUUUGGCUUGUGACUUAUUCCUGCCGUUCCCAUUCCUAGUGGUCACAGAGUGUUUACUCUGGGUUCCCGGAUCCCGGCCCCCACAGCUCGUCAGUGGCUGAUGUCCAAAAGCAAAUGGCCAGGUGUGGUUUGGCUGACCCUGACGCGACCUUGGCUCUAGCAACUGUCGGUUCGCAGGGAGCUUGGGCCCCUGCACCAGCAGCGCCUUGUAGCUGCAGUAGAAGGUUCUAGAAUGACCUCCCCCAUCCAGAGCCCAUGUUGACGAUUAACAGCCCAAAGUGACUCAAUGGCUUGCUUUAUUAAAGAUGUGAACGAGAA
Molecule: messenger RNA, 1599 nt
Organism: Microtus oregoni (creeping vole)
Lineage: Eukaryota; Metazoa; Chordata; Mammalia; Rodentia; Cricetidae
Gene: CUNH19orf25
Product: chromosome unknown C19orf25 homolog
Exons: 2
Coding region: 210-539 (109 amino acids)
Source: RefSeq, a predicted model, not a curated record